Molecule: messenger RNA, 6496 nt
Organism: Seriola aureovittata
Lineage: Eukaryota; Metazoa; Chordata; Actinopteri; Carangiformes; Carangidae
Gene: htra3b
Product: HtrA serine peptidase 3b
Exons: 10
Coding region: 453-1856 (467 amino acids)
Biological process (GO): proteolysis
Cellular component (GO): extracellular region
Molecular function (GO): protein binding; serine-type endopeptidase activity
Source: RefSeq, a predicted model, not a curated record
UCUUGUCAUUUUGUCAACUGUUCUUGUUCUGUCCUCUGAGUCCUUCAUGUCACAUCUGUUCUUGUUAUAACAAAUGAUAUAUACAAUGUGACCUUAAAGUCACGCCUCCAGGAGGGUCUCCUCCCCGCAGCUCCUCCUUCUCUGUCUGAGACCGGCUCCACUCAGACUGGAUGCUCAGUCAGUCCCGGACUCCAGCCGAUGCUGUGGACAGAGGUCUCGCCAGGACGCAUCAUUACGCGCGGGAACAACACAGUUCAAGUUUCAGGGUCCCGCAUUAGGAGACUUUAUUCUGAUGUGCUUCGCAGCAUUGAGGAGAGCUCUGUCUGUGGUGCAUGUGGAUUUGAACCCAUCCAUGUAAAUUCAGCAGACAGUGAUGCGCAGUGCGGAGCCCGGGAACAUGAUCUCCGCGUAAACCUCUCCACCUCUGUGUAGUUUCUCUCUCUACUUUAACAAUGCAGAUCCUCCUCUACACAGCUCUGCUCCUCUACAUCAGGCAGUCUGCCCGCGCUGAGCCCAGACCCUCAUGUCCCACACGGUGCGAUGUGAGCACCUGUCCGAGCCCCAGCUGCCCCAGCGGCUACGUGCCGGACCGCUGCAACUGCUGCCUGGUGUGCGCCCUGGGGGAGGCAGAGCCGUGCGGUCGCAAGGACGACCUGCCGUGUGGGGACGGGCUGGAGUGCAAACACCCGGCGGGCAAGCGGCUCUCCAAGGGCUUCUGUAAGUGCAAGGUCAACUACGAGGUGUGCGGCAGCGACGGGAAGACCUACAGCAACGUGUGUCACCUGAAGGCGAGCAGCAGGAAGGCGCUGCAGCAGGGGCAGUCCGGCAUCACCCAGAUCCAGAAGGGACCGUGUGAGACCAGCACAGGUCCUCCUCAUUCCGCCAGUCCUCGCUACAAGUUCAACUUCAUCGCUGACGUGGUGGAGAAAAUCGCUCCCGCUGUGGUCCACAUCGAGCUCUUCCUCAGACAUCCUCUGUUCGGUCGGAACAUCCCUCUGUCUAGUGGAUCUGGGUUUGUGAUGUCAGACAACGGACUGAUUGUUACCAACGCCCAUGUGGUCUCCAGCACCACUCCAGUGUCCGGUCAACAGCACCUCAAGGUCCAGAUGCAUAAUGGUGACGUAUAUGAAGCCAACAUCAGAGACAUAGACAAAAAGUCAGACAUCGCCACCAUCAAAAUCAACCCACAGACAAAGCUGCCCGUGCUGUUUCUGGGCCACAGUGCAGACCUGAGGCCCGGGGAGUUUGUGGUCGCGAUCGGCAGCCCCUUCGCCCUCCAGAACACCGUCACCACCGGCAUCGUCAGCACCGCCCAGAGAGACGGCAAGGAACUGGGCCUCAGGGACUCUGACAUGGACUACAUCCAGACGGACGCUAUCAUCAAUUACGGGAAUUCAGGAGGACCUCUGGUCAAUUUGGAUGGGGAGGUGAUCGGCAUCAACACCCUGAAGGUUGCAGCAGGAAUCUCAUUUGCCAUCCCCUCUGACAGGAUCACUCGCUUCCUUAAUGAUUCCCUGGACAAGCACAACAAAGACGUGAGGUCAAUAAAGAAGCGUUUCAUCGGUAUAAGGAUGUUGACGAUCACACCAGCGUUGACUGAAGAGCUAAAACAGCAGAACCCAGAUUUCCCUGAUGUUACCAGUGGGAUUUAUGUCCAUGAGGUGGUUCCUCACUCACCUGCGCAGAAAGGUGGCAUCAAAGAUGGCGACAUUAUUGUGAAACUGAAUGGCAAACCUCUAAUGACAACAGCUGACCUGCAGGGGGCGCUGCAGGAGGAGACAGCCCUGCUACUGGAAGUCAGGCGGGACAAUGACGACCUGCUCUUUAACAUCGAACCUGAUGUUAUCAUGCAGUAGAUACUCCUGCAGAGUUAGACCAACAUCUGAGGCCCUGUGUUUGUGAAGAAGGAUGUUGGAUGGUUGAACCUCUGCACCAGUGAAGUGAAGUAUUUAUGACAAACGCACACAUCUUCUGACACUUGGCUAACUUGACUGUACCGAAAUCAAAGGAGGACAGUAUCAGUAAGGACGACAUGGUACAAUUCAAUUUUGGCAUCAAGGAUUUACAACCGUACCUCCCUCCUGUUCACAUCAGGUCAACGCUGGAAUCAUUUCAACCCAAACCCAUUUUAUGUAUGUUAACUAUGUGCUGGUUUCACAUUUACACGCAGCCCAGAAAUAAUGAAGCAACAGUCGUUGUUGGGCGUCUUAUGGUGCACAUCACAAAAAUUAUAAGAUAAAAGCAAAGUUGAUGAAUGUUCUGUUAAACUGAUGAAUGAAAAUUUAAUAAACUUAUAUAAAAAAAUAAAGGUGGUGAAAGUAUACAGAUAAUUAAAUCAUUUAAUUUUCUCUUAAGCAUUUUUUAUUUCCAACAAAGUGUUUUCAGACUGACAUAGUCAUUGUACAAUCCACAAUGUUCCACGAUCCCUCCAGUAUCCAUGCAAGGAUAAAUGAGUGUUCCAUGACCAGGACAGAAUCCACUUUGGUCCUCCUUUAAAGUAUUUUUUUGUAACUUGGGGUCACGAUCCCGAGGCCACCCAUCAUCUGCCACCCAUUUGGUAAUUCACCUCAGAGAGAGAUGUCACCAAAGGUCUCCAUCUUGAUUUGAACAAAAGAAACUGCAAUUCAUGGCCAGGUUUGUUAAUACCUCACUUGACCCUAACCCAUAAGGUGAUGGCCCCAUUUUAUACCUUCAGGCUGAGCCAACUGGGCCUUAUUGGUGUCACCAGGUGCUUGCUACCUCCCCUGCCAGCCUUCUUUCAACUGGGAUCCCUGGUCCUCCCUAAUCAAAAAGAUAGCUUGCUUCCCAAAUUGCCACUCCACAGGGAUUUCUGGUGAAGAGAGCCGGAAUAAGCAAAGCUCUUAAUGUACCAGUCAACCUACAUUCAAACCCCAUCUUUGGUCAUGAACUUUGGGUGACGAUUUAAAGAAUAAAGUCAUUGACGGAAGCAUCCAAAAUGAGUUUCCUUGCAGGAUCUGUGGGCUCACCCUUAGGGACUCAAACACCCAGAGGCAGCUGCUUCAUUUUGUUAAUAGCAGUCUGUUGAGGUGGUUCAUGUUCUGAUUAUGAUGUCUCCAGGAUUCCUCCCUGUAGAGGUGCUCUGAACACAUUCAACUGGGAGGAGACACAGGGGCAGAACAAGCGCACCCUGGAGGAUUUUGUAUCUCAUCUUGCCUGAGACCACCUUGGCUUACCCCAGAAGGAGCAAGAGGAUGCUGCUGGGGAGAAUGAUGUAAGAGCUAAUGUGCUGGUUGGAUGAGUGAUGAUAGUCACUGGGUGUCACCAGCAUGUUAAAGAACAAAUGUACCAAUGCAAACUUGAAUGCCUAAUAGGGAACAAUGAGAUCAAGAGUUAAUUGACUCAGAUAGUUAUCGAAUAAAAAUUUAGUAAAAACUCAUCAAUUCAAUCACUUUCAUCAACUCUGUUUUUAUCACCUGCCGUUUAAGUUUUGUCAUAGAGCAGAGAUGAUUCUUAUCAGUCAUUGAAAACCUAUUUGUAGGCUGUAAUUUUCCUCUAAUUUGAAAGGUGCACUUAAAGAUGUGACAACUUAACUGCUCAGUCUUUAUGUAUGGGUAUAUAACAAAAAUUUUUUAAAGCCAGUUGCUUGGGUUGUCAAGGUUGAGUUGACACACUGUUACUCUCCUAUCUACUAUGAGCACCUCAGGCCACAGAAUACCAGAGUCAACAUAUUCUUUAUACAGUGUGUCUUGCAAAGCAGACUACACUACUAGUGCUGUUAUGAUGGACAGUCCUUGACCACAAGUAGUGAUGUGUUUUCAACUUAUUUUUUGUACUAUAAGUCUGACAGUUUGAGUCUCUAAAACCUGCAAUAAAGUCUGAUUAGUUUUAGGUAUGACAAUGGUUUGAUUCAAAGAUAAUGAUGAUGAUGACUUCCUUUCUAUCUUUUGCUGGAAAUCUAAGUGCUGUACCGCAAAUGGAUGGAUGAUGGAUGUUUCCCAAAGAAGUCCAUCUCACCUGAGCCCUAAAGUUGUAUCACCUCUGAAAGAUGUUGGUUCUAAUUGGGUUACUUAUUCUUGGUCUUACUCUUUAAACCCAACUGAAAAAAAUCUGUGACAGUCAAACAUAAAGUAACAAGCUGUGUCCCAUUUGUGCCCAAUCCCACCACUAAAGGAAUUCAUAGAAAUCCCUCUUGACUCAGUACAUGUUUUACCAAUGGUCCAACAUGCUGACCAUAUGUAGCAACCCAUACUAAAAAACUAUCAUGCAAUAUGGAGUUGACAACUGACGUUCACACAAAGCCGUGAAAAAUCAUCCAACAGUGUCCAAAACCCUUUCCCCAACACCUUUGUUGUGUCUGAAUUGCCUUGCUUAGAUUAUGCUGUUGUCUUGGUACUGACAGUACAGGAGAAAUGAUUUAUUCUUACGUCCAGGGAAAUUAAUUACCACAAACCCUUUGGGCUGUCCCAGGUUUUCUAGUGAUUGAGAAUGAAAACCAAAGGCUGUUGGCCAAGAUGAACUCCUGUGUUGACUGAUUCGCUGCUUGGUCACAACUGAGCCUAGUGUCCCAUCAGUCAUCCUCUGAGCUUGGUUGGUUUCAGUUCAUUUAUGUUUACAAAUAAAUGCAGACAGAAAUGCAACAAACUAAAACACAUCAUGGAUAAGGGUUAUUAUUCUUUGCUUAUCACGGUCUCCUUUCCCCUCAUCUCACUGUCUUCUUUCUCUAUUACUUUCUCUGACUGGUUCAUAUUGCUAAGAUCCAUCCUCUUGGCAUUUGACAGCAAUCAAUAGGACUAAUGACAACCUGUGACUGUGACACUAUAUUCAAACUAUUUUGUUUGAAGCACACUGAAGCCCUUUGGAGGGCAACUUCUCAGUUUGGAACUUUUGCAUUACACUUGCGCCCAGCGUCUAAAGUACAUGGCACAAAUGUAACAGGGAGAGUAUAUGUAUGUUGUGCACCCGCCUAUGUGGACUCAUAUCAUUAUCUUGAUAAUACACCCUUAAAAUAACAGUAAACUACAGCAUAAUUGACUUUCAAAUCACUUUCCGUUGCUUCAAGAUAGCAAUGGGUCUGACCACACCUCAUUUUAAGACCAAGUGUAUUUGCUUUUAAAACAAUGUGGGCACUGGACAGGAAAAUGACAACUGCGCAGUCUGAAACUAAUAAAGACAGAAGGCUUUGCAUUGCUUUGAACCGGGUGUACGAUAGAGCCCAUGAGUUGAGGAGGAGGUGAUCGCAGCAAUAGCUCUGGUCUGUGUGAGGUUUGGAGCAUUAUUAUUACAAGUGCAGACCUUGACUUGGCCACAUUCCCUGCUCUGCAGUUGGCUGUUGGGAUGUUAGGCUACAUACAGUAAUAUGAAACACUUGAUAUUUUUGUUUGUGUUUUACAUCUACUGUGUCAUGUUGUAGCAACUUAUAUCUUAUUUUGUUGACAUCCACUGACUCCCGAACAAAGUGAACAAGAUACAAUACUUUACUUGAGUUGGAGGCAUUAAAACACAUUAUGACCUCAGUGCACAUGGAGCAGGAUAUAGUGGACUUCCUCAGCAAGUUCUCUGGUGGCCAUAUUGGAAUCAUUCUCUUUUACCAGUUUGUUACUCUUCUGGUUAAUUUUAUCUUUGUAUAGUGUCCUUUUGUUAGUUAGUCAACCCUUAUAGCUUAUCUGUAUUAUAUACAUGAGAGCAGGUUAAGAAAUGUUUUGGCCACUUGGGGACAGCACAACAAGCUGCAGGCAACAUUGACAUAUUAACACGUAAUAAAGUUAUAAUAACCUUAUUUUAAACAUGUUAGCAUAUUUACAUAUACAGCAAACACGAUGCAAUAUUAGCAAUCAUGCUAAUGAGGACAGUGAGAGUGAACAAAAACAGUAAAGCUGCUACAAAACCAAAACAGCUGAUAACGCUCUGUGGAUUUGUCAUUAGGAGUGACUCCUUUCCUUUACACAUAGUCAUGUGAUGCAUUUUACUAUACAAAUAUUUAUUAGUUGACAUUGUGAGUUCACCAUCUAACUUCAAUCCUUUACUCACCAACAGGUGUCUCCAUAGGUGGAAAGCAAGGCCAAUUAACUCUAUUAGUCUCUAUCACGUCUUUUCUUCUACUCUAGUUAGCAUGCUAACCAGCUAGCCACAGCCCACCCUCGUCACUCUCUGAUAGAGACUCACUGCAUAUCCUCCAGUCUGACAACGAUGGCUGAAGUUCUAGUGUCAAUGUCAAUGCCUGUGUUGCAGCAUUGUUACUGGUUGUGGAUGAUUCAUGGAUGCCAUAAGUUGUCCUCAUAUAACCAAAUGUGAACCAUGUGUGUGUUGAUUCAGUUUAAAUGAUGUACUCUGUUGGAAUGAAGAACGCAAAUGUGAGUGUUUUUUUCUUUCAUAGCUUCACCACUGUUGCUGCUUUGGUUUAUAUCUGUUUGUGCUUUUAGUAAUCAUACACUCUUUAAUCACGUCGUCCAAACCAAAUGUUUACAUGUAAGUUGCCAACAAAGCGAUACUCAGCAAUUCAUCAGCCUUUUGCCAUCAAAUAAAGUUUUCACUAACA